Molecule: messenger RNA, 3501 nt
Organism: Schistosoma spindalis
Lineage: Eukaryota; Metazoa; Platyhelminthes; Trematoda; Strigeidida; Schistosomatidae
Source: the annotation of a GenBank genome assembly
AUGCAGUCAAAUAUCGAGCGUUCUGAAACUGGAAGGCGAGUGAGCUAUUCCAGAGCUGAAAUUUUAGCUCUCUACGACUGCGGGAAGUCCAUUACAUUACAGAACGAUGCGAUUAAAAAACCUCAAACUGGGACCCGUGCACCUCGAUCUAAACCCCAAAGAAAAAAGACUAGUUAUUCACAGUCAAGCGAUGGAGACGCCCAAAAAACUCAUGGUAGUAGUGGUGAGGAUCUAACUACUCAAGAAGUUGAUCCUAAUACCCAUGGCUGGCAUCGUAUGAACCGUUACGCCGGGCAUGCACAAUCGGGUAGUUCUUCACACCAUCCUCAUCAGAGAUAUCCAAGUGGACCAACUGGGGACGUCGAUCCUUCAAUUCCCGUUUCCCAAGCUAAUGGUCCCUUGCGUCCCACCAAUGAGACAAAAAGAGGAGGGCAUGGUGAUUGGUCCCGAGGAUGUGCUGGUUGGCGUCAACGUUCUUACAGUGGUAGUGAGCAAUCUGAUGUCUUCUAUUAUAACCACUCCAAUCACCGAGGUCGUGGUAAUGGACACCCAUCCAAUGAAGUUGAUGGAAAUACGGGACGUGGACGUGGUCGAGGGCGUGGUUCAGGUCGUCAAGGCUUGACACAUCGAGAACCUGUUGGUGGUCAAUCACAAACUUCAGGCAGUAAUGCUUGUCGACCUGCCAGUUGUUUAGUUGAUACUCCUGGAGGGCAAUUAGUUCAACAAACCAAAAAUGGGAGGAUUUACUCCAAAUCGUUUUGUAGUGAUCCACCGCCUGGUUUCGACUUACCAAUUCAUGAUAAACCUACUGGUGAGUCAUCAUCUUCAAUAACUUGUCAAAAAGAAGACGUUUUCAUUGAUAAUAAUGAUUCAGUGCCUAUACAUCAUUGUCAUCUUGUGGAUGAUGAUUCUUCAAAGAGUUCUACACAAAUGAAUUCUAAACAAUCUAUUAUACAUCCUUGUAAUUGGUAUUAUAUUGAUCUAUUUACAUGUACUCAAGGUCCAUUUACAAAUCAACAAAUGAGUACAUGGCUUGCUGGUGGUUAUUUACCAUUAGCUUUAAAAAUACGUCGUGAUUGUGAUGAAUGUUUUCUUAGUUUAGCUGAUCAUAUGAAUUUAGCUGGACGCAUUCCAUUUUGGACUGGCUACAAUCAACCACCUAUUACACAUGCAAAUUUAUCAACACUUUCUGGAUUAAACUAUAAUAAUAAUAGUAAUCAGGUAUUAACUCAUUCAACUAUUAUCACCAACCAAAUAUCCUCCUCAACUCCACCAGGUAUUACAAACAGUAAAACAGAUUGCGUAACUUCACUUUCACAAUCCACACUAACAACAUUUGAUGAAGAUACAACUCAGCUUCAAAACAAGGGAGACGUUAGUGUUUCUGAUGGUGAUAAAACUCAGGUAAAAAUCGAUAAUGAUUCAAUAUCAUCACAUAUAUCAACACUAUCAUCAAACACUAUAUCGUCUCCUAUAACUGAAUAUUCAGAAUCACAAAUAAUCAAUAAUUCAUCUUCAUUUAAUGGAAUGAAUGAAAAAGCAUUAUUAGAUUUAUAUAAUGAAGCUAAAAAUAUUGCAUUACAUACAUCUAAAAUUGAAGCAGAACGUUUAAUAUUAGCCAAUAAAUUAGCUGAAAUUAAUAGUACUACAGCUAAAUUAUUAUCAAAUUUACGUCCAACACAAUUAAGUUCUACAUUAACUGAAUCAUUAAUUCGAACAACAAAUGCUGUACAAACUGAAUUAGCACGUAUACUAGAACCAUGUAUUAAUGGUGAUAAUAAUAGUACUUCUAGUCAAAUUAAUAAUAAUAAUAAUAAUACUCUUGCUAAUACUUUCUCUAAUACUAUUGACGAUAGUCAUCCCGAUGAUGGUAAUAAUAAUAAUAAUAAUAAUAAUAAUAAUAUUAAAACUGAUGAUGACGUAAUUCCACCCAUUCUAAAUGAUUAUAGUAAUAGUACAAAUGUUGUUUCAUCAACAAAAUGUUCAACAUUAUCAUCUUUAGGAAUAGAACUUACUGAAUCAUUAUCUACUUUAAAAAUACUUGAUAAUAUUCAUUAUAAUGAAAUUUCUAUAGAUAGAAAAUUAAAUACAAAUGAUAUAGAUAUUGAUAAUGAGUUUCCCUUAGAUUCAACAAUUAACAAUCAUGAACGCAAUCAUACUAGUCAACAUAUGAAUAAUGAUGCAUAUAUUGGUAACAACAAUGUUGUUGAUAAUGAUAAUGAUGAUGAUGAUGAUGCUAAUGAUAAAAAGUAUCAACAAGUUGAAUCAAUUCCUGAACGUGAAAUUACCAUACCAUUGACUUCAACUAGUUAUAAUCAUGAACAGGAAACACCAACAACUACAAAGAAAUCUAGACGUAAAAAUAAAAAAGCUAAUAAAAAAUUAACACCAGACGAAGUACGUCAAUUAGCUUGGGAGUCAGAAUUCAAUCGUCGUAAAGCUGCCGCAUUAGAACAAUCAUUAGCUGAAGAAGCAAGAUUAAAGAAAUUGGCCGAAGAAGAGGCAAUUGCUAUAGCUGCAGAAAAAGCUUUAGCUGUACAAGAGAAAAAUCGCCUUCUUGCUGAACAGCGUAAACGUGAAAUAUCACGUCUGAAAGCAGAUAGUGAAUUGGCUCAGUUAAAGUUGCCUGAAUCCGCACGAUGGGCGACAGCUGCUACUAGUAAUACAAAUAUCACAAACAGGACUGCCCCAAUAGAUUUACGUUCUAUUCAAGCUUCUCAAGCCGCUGAAGAGGCUAAAAGAAAAUAUCAUGAUGCAUUAAUGUCUGAACAAGUUGCUGUGUUGAUAGCAGCUGAAUCAGCUUCUCCAUCAACAAAAACUCCACUUUCAUGGUCUCAAAUUGCUAAAUCUGAUACGACAUCUUUAACACCUAUAAAUUCAUGUAUAUCGAAGAAUGAUAAAAUAACUGAACGUUCUAAGUGUAAUGUUGUUAUAUCAUCUAGUAGUAAUAAUAAUAAUAAUCCAAUACACAAAUCCAUUAGUCAUUCAUCCAAUAGUAAUAAUACUUCAUCUUUAACACAAUUGGAUUAUUUAAAAAUCACUUCAUCAUCAAAAACAUCCUUAAAUAACAAUAUAACUUCUGCUGCUACUUCCACCUCUGUCUCAUAUACAUCGAAAGUGAAUAAUACAAUUGUUAAGCCAGUGACUAGUACUACUACUACUACUACAACAAAUAUACCUUCAAUAUGGGAUCUACCUGUAACAAAUAAUCUAAAUAAUACUAACAAUGCAACUGGGAAAAAAAGCAAUUCAAAGAAGAAAAAAAAAAAUCGUGAAGUUUCUUCAUUCCCUGCUAAAGAAGAACUUGCCCAUUGGUGUGAAUCUCAACUGUCUUCCAUUCCUUUGUCCGGAAUUGAUUUGCCUACUUUAGUGGAUUUAUUAUGUGAACUACAAGCUACAGAUGAAAUAGUAGAAUUUAUUGAAAAUUCAUUGGGACGAUCAAAGCGUAUAUCACAAUUCUCCAAAGAUUUUUUACAAAAACGUUCAUUUCUUCGUCAAUAA